CCAUGUCUGCGGUGCGCGCUCACAACAUCACUGACACCACCCCCAGUAGUGAUGUCACAACAGGUGUGAGCAGCAAAACCAGUCUGCAGCUGAACUUUGGCACGCCUGACUCCACAUGACAGGAAAUCACAGCAGGGUGAACGAUGCGGACCUCCUCCAUGAAGAGCGCUUUCCUGCUGCUGGGAAUUGGCGGCCUUGUUGUUUGCUUCGUUUUAUACAGAAGGUCCAGCAGUCCACAGGCAGCAGGUGGCAGCACUGAGACUCCAGGUGAGGACCAGGUGAGAUGGGAGCUCUACACUGAAGAAGCACAGGAGGAGAUGGUAGAAGCAGCAUGCUCCCUGAGAACCAUCGUAAGGAAGGAUCCUUUUCUCUGGAGGAGGUUCAACUUCUCACUGCCGGUGCUUCAGUGGGCUGGAAGUUUGACCAGAUCAUCCUGGAAGCAGCUGAAGAGCCGACCUCCUCCGUACGGCUGGAAGGGACUUCCUGGUAACGUCCUCCAGGCAAGCCUAUCCCUCCUCAACAGCUCUCGACUUUUUGAUCAGGGAUCACCGGGCAAGUGUGUCCGCUGUGCUGUGGUGGGAAACGGAGGAAUCCUCCGUGGAUCAGGGCAAGGAAGGAACAUCGACGACCAUGAUUUGGUCUUCAGGAUGAACGGAGCGGUGAUCAGAGGGUUUGAAGAAGAUGUGGGGACAAAGAUUUCGUUCUAUGGUUUCACCACCAACACCAUGAAGCACGCCCUUAGCUGGUACCGCUCUGACGGCUUCACCAGAGUUCCCCAGAGUCCGGAGAUCAAAUACAUCUUCAUCCCGUCAGACAUCAGAGAUUAUGUUCUGAUGGCGGCCACUCUUCGGGGUCAAACUGUUCCCUCAGGGAGAGACAAGGGAGACAGACCCUGGACGUAUUUUGGUCACAAACCACCUGGAAACUUCAGGAUGCUCCACCCACAGUUCAUUUCCUACCUGACCCACAGUUUUCUGACGUCUCCACUGAUGACCUACAGACAGACUCGUGACAUGUACAUGCCGAGCACUGGAGCUCUGAUGCUGCUGACGGCCUUACACACCUGUGACCAGGUCUCUGCCUACGGCUUCAUCACCAACAACUACGCAGACUUCUCCGAUCAUUACUACGACUCCGUGCCGAGGCCUCUGAGGUUCUUCGCCAACCACGACCUGCAGCUGGAAGGCCGCCUGUGGGAGGCGCUGCACCACCGGGGGCUGCUCUGGUUGUUCCAGAGAGGAGGAGGAGGAGGAGGAGGAGGGAGGUGAGGAAGAUUUAUUCCUCCUCUGAGGAUGUGAAAACUGGAAAAAGGAAAUCUGUUGAGUGAAACCUGCAUGAAGCAGCGUCUGAGUGUGACGGUUUUACAUUUUAUCGAAUAACUGCACAGAAACAAGAGUUUAACUACUGGAAUCAAAAGAGAUUUUGUAAAUAAAGUGUUUUUUCUUAUC
Molecule: messenger RNA, 1448 nt
Organism: Fundulus heteroclitus (mummichog)
Lineage: Eukaryota; Metazoa; Chordata; Actinopteri; Cyprinodontiformes; Fundulidae
Gene: st6galnac2
Product: ST6 (alpha-N-acetyl-neuraminyl-2,3-beta-galactosyl-1,3)-N-acetylgalactosaminide alpha-2,6-sialyltransferase 2
Exons: 11
Coding region: 144-1268 (374 amino acids)
Molecular function (GO): sialyltransferase activity
Source: RefSeq, a predicted model, not a curated record